Molecule: messenger RNA, 987 nt
Organism: Alternaria atra
Lineage: Eukaryota; Fungi; Ascomycota; Dothideomycetes; Pleosporales; Pleosporaceae
Exons: 4
Coding region: 1-987 (328 amino acids)
Biological process (GO): carbohydrate metabolic process
Molecular function (GO): hydrolase activity, acting on carbon-nitrogen (but not peptide) bonds
Source: RefSeq, a predicted model, not a curated record
AUGGUCCACGUCGAAGAAUCUCUCCAACUCCCUAGAGAUUUCGAAGGUUUUGGUGAAGAUGGUCAUGACGCACAAUGGCCAAACGGCGCCCGUAUUGCAGUCUCAUUUGUCCUCAAUUAUGAGGAAGGCGGCGAGCGCAACCCACUGGAUGGCGACGGUACUAGCGAGCCCUAUCUGUGGGAGAAAGGCCCCUCGGGCGGUGGAAGAGAACAGCGCCAUGUGAACGGCGAGCAAGACUAUGAGUAUGGCAGCCGAUGUGGUGCUUGGCGAAUACUUCGUCUGAUGAAGGAAUUUGGCUGGAACAUGACCCUUUGGGCCAUUGCAGUAGCCAUGGAAAGAAACCCUACAUUUUCCAAAGCAUGUGUAAGAGAUGGCCAUGAGAUUGGUGCCCAUGGGUAUAGGUGGCUUGAUAUCUGGGACUAUUCGCUUGAAGACGAUAAAGCGUAUAUCAAGAAGACCUGUAAAGCUUUGGAAGCGGCAACCGGUGAGUUUCCAGUAGGAGCGUACUUUGGCAGAGGAACACCAAACACAGCCAGUCUGCUCCCAAUCAUGUGGAAGGAGAUGGGCCAUAAGAUGCUCUACACAUCGGAAGUCUACAACGAAGACUCGCCAUACUGGAUUGAUCUGCCAUGGGAGAAACAACUGCCCGAUGCGGAGAAAGAGGGCCUGUUGAUGAUGCCGUACAACUAUGAUUGCAACGAUGGGAAGUUCCACAUGCUUCCUGGCUUCGUAAGCUCAGCUGGUGCAGUAUACGAGCAGUAUCUCAAGGACACAUUCGACUGCUUGUAUAGAGAAGGCGGUAAGAUGAUGACAAUCCCUCUGCACUCCAGGAUAGCUGGUAAACCAGGAAGAUCAGAGAGUCUGAGAAACUUUAUGAAGUAUAUCUCUGAGAAAGAAGGCGUUUGGGUCGCGACUCGCAGAGAUAUUGCGAACCACUACCGCGAGACUUUUCCCUACAAGCCCGGGUCGAAGACUGGUGGUUGGUAA